Stereum hirsutum FP-91666 SS1 is the source of this 1462-nucleotide messenger RNA. RefSeq lists its product as uncharacterized. The coding region runs from base 42 to 1388 and encodes 448 amino acids. Lineage: Eukaryota; Fungi; Basidiomycota; Agaricomycetes; Russulales; Stereaceae. The transcript has 4 exons. The record is from RefSeq and is a predicted model, not a curated record.
CGCAACUUCACUAGCUUCAACCACAUCGUUCAUAUGCCAUCAUGGCUGAAAUGGGUCUAUGGAUUGCCCCUCUAUCCCCUUCACAGACCAUCUUCCUCGACAAGCUUCCUCCCGAGAUCCUUACCUUGAUCGCAAAGGAAAUGGACUAUUGGACACCCCAGCUAAGCUCUCUCUGCAAGGUCAACAAGAAGUGCAACGCUGCAUGCACUUCUGCCCUCUACAGUGGCUCGUUGGAGUUCGUGGACUCAAAACGAUCCCUAAAUCUCUUUGCGGACACGAUCCUUUGCCAUCGACCAGACCUAGCCACCCUAGUGAAAGAUUUGGAGAUAUAUGGAUUGCUUGAUCUUCCAGGUCGUGGUUCAUCGUUCCUAGCGGCUCUUACCAACCUGCGUCGCCUAAGAAUCUUCGCUUCCGAGUACGAACGCUGGACUCCGUACUGCACAUUCUUCCACCCCAUCCCAAUCUUACCAGCCCUGCGUCACUUGGACCUCUGCUUCUCUCUAAACAAGGACGUGCUUGAUUUCGUUCAGUCACACUAUCUCCGCCUUUCCUCACUCUCAAUAUACACCGUCGAUGCCUUUGAUGGAUAUGACAUUCCCGCCACCGGCAUGGCAGCUGAGCUCUGCGCUCGAUAUUCCCUUCCCUUACCCGGGCCCGUAUCUCGCAUCACAUGUUCGCCAUUUUUAGCACCGAUUUUCGUCCCCGGAUCUUGCGUCAGCGCUGUUUCUUUGUGGUGGGAGUCCUGGGACGACGUCGAUAAUGCCGCAGAGACGGCAGUCCCUGCUCUCGCCCAGUCAGCCGGUCCAGUGCGCGCCGUCUCGUUCUGGUCCUACUCGUGGAAUCUCAAGUUUAUCGAACUUUCCGCGACUCAUCUUCAACAUCUGGAGUUGUUGUGGAUCGACAAUAAAGACGAAGAGCUUUCUAGUGGAGAGUUUGAAAGUGAUCCGGAAGCUUACUUUGAAGAGCUUCUCGAUACUUUGGACGAUACCCUGCCAUCAUUCAACUCAUUGAAAGUCCUUUGUUUGACCGGUCCCUACGAAGACAGGAGCAGGACACUUUACGAUGACUUCACGAUGGUCCGCGAGUGGGCAUCGCAUUGCCCAACCCUUUUGCAAUGUGUAAUUCCUCAAACCGGGACGGCGUGGAUCCGACAUCCUUCGUAUCACUUUUUCGUUCCGGAUGUGAAGGCUCGCACUGCUUUAAAUUGGAUCGACAGUACACACAACCAGUGGAUGUCUAAGGACACGAUUGCCCUGUGUUCACAGGAACUUUUUGCCGAGGAGGGUUCAGAAUUGGCAACACCGUUCUUUCAGCAAUACGAAGAUAUCGAGAAGGAUGGUAUAGCGGACGUCGUAUAUGCGUUGUGGGACAGGAUACGUGAAUUCUAGAAGCCUACCGGCUAGGUUUCUAUCAGAUGAUUGUGUCCUUACAAGCAUACGUCAUAUAUUCAACUUGAUAUGCC